CAGCUGCAUGUGCGGGGCGCGGAGCGGAACGGAACGGAACGGAACCGGACGGCACGGCUCGGAACGGGAAGGGGACAGCGCAGAACGGGGCGGCACGGCCGGAGCCGGCGAGCAGCCUCGCUGUCCGCUGGGAUUUAUGGAGGUGCUGAGGAGCAGCUCUGAGCCCCGCAGCCCCCACCAGCUCGCCCCAUAAAGCAGCGCCCGGCCGCCUCGCCUCCUCUCCCCCAGCAUCCCGACCCUCCGACUCAACCAUUCAAGGCUCCUGUGCAUGGAUCGCCCCAGCGAGGCGCCGCUGCCGGACGCCGCCGACGCCGCCCCGUAGGCUCCCGGCCCCCCGUGCCACCCCCAAGUACUCCACAUACCCCGAUGGGGUAACGUGACGGGGGUCACCCUCCCGCCACCUCCAACACCCCCCAUAUGCAGAGGCCUUUCUAGAGCGCCCGGGAGCGCGCGGCAGCCGCUCGCCGUCGCACACGCACCGAGGACGCCGACACUACAGCAAAGGGAUUCUUGGUUUUGGUUUGGUUUUGGGGCUUUUUUUUUUAAUUAUUAUUAUUAUCAUUAAUAUUAUUUUUUGCCCGUCUGGCUUUUCCCCCCUUCCCACCCCGGGGAGCUUGCGGUGUUGCUGAGGAAGCCGGCGCGCUCCCAAGAGCUGGGAUUAUUUGCACAACGUCUGUAUAUUGAGUUCUCGAUCCUGUUUUGGGUUAUUUUUGAAGGGCAGAGGGGUCAUUGGGGCUUUUUUGUUCCCCCACCCUCCACACCACGCUUUCUCUUGGGUUUUUUGCCCCUACCACCAUCAGCAUCACCUCACCCUCCUCCUGUCCCAGCAUGGCUCGGAUGAACCGCCCUGCACCGGUGGAGGUCUGCUACAAAAACAUGAGGUUCCUCAUCACACACAACCCCACCAAUGCCACGCUCAACACCUUCUUGGAGGACCUGAAGAAAUACGGUGCCACCACGGUUGUGCGAGUGUGCGAAGUGACCUAUGACAAGACCCCCCUGGAGAAGGAUGGCAUCACCGUCAUGGAUUGGCCAUUUGAUGAUGGAGCGCCUCCUCCCAGCAAGAUAGUGGAAGAUUGGCUCAACUUGUUGAAGACCAAGUUCUGCGAAGACCCCGGCUGCUGCGUGGCCGUGCACUGCGUGGCGGGCCUGGGGCGCGCUCCCGUCCUUGUCGCACUGGCCUUGAUCGAGAGUGGGAUGAAAUAUGAAGAUGCCAUCCAGUUCAUCCGACAGAAGCGCAGAGGAGCCAUCAACAGCAAGCAGCUGACGUACUUGGAAAAAUACCGACCAAAGCAGAGACUCCGAUUUAAGGACCCUCAUAACCACAAGAACAAAUGCUGCAUCAUGUAACCUCAAUGACCUCUUGCCAAAACCCGUGCACACAGACACCCGGGCGCUCACACACAUCCCAACCCCUUCACCUCCUCGCCCAGCCCUGCGCAUCCCCACACGCUGCCCCACUGCCAGGGCUGGGGUAGGGGGGGACAUGGAGCACCACCAACAUGUGCCAGCACCCACAGCACCAUCAUCUUGGACCCCUGAAAAGGGCUGCUCUCUCCAGCUAUAGCUCAAGGAGGGAAGGCAGCACUGCCCUUUGUUUCUUGGCAUUAGCAGUGAGCUCGUGAUGGUUCUUCAUCACCUUCCUGCUCCCUUUCCCUUCCCGUUGCACCUAGAGGGAUGGGCGAAGGGUGCCUGGUUUGGGGUGAUGCAGGCAGGUCGGUGCCAGCUGAGAAGGGAUGGGGAGCAGGAGGGCUGGAGCACCCUCAUCAAAACCCUUUCCCACCUCUUCCCUAUAAAUAAGGGCUGCAGCAGCAGGGACAGAGGUGGGGAUGGCAUAGUGUCCUCAGGGGGAAGGUGGUAGCAUGGGGAGGUGAAGGGGACUCAGCUUGGUGCUGGCCUUGUGGCCAUGGGAAGGGAUAAGCCAGGUCCUCCCCCCUGCACCAUUCCCUUUCUCCUGGCUCCUUUACCACUUCACCAUCUCCCCAUUACCUUGAUGCCAUCCAGGAUGCUGCACAUGGGGCUUGCUGCAUGAGGCGACCAUGACAGGGCUUUAAGGCAUCCACUUUGCCAGGGUGCAGGCUCGGCACUGAUGCACCCCAAAGUCUGGGUGCUCUUACAGCUUCCAGAUUCAAUGGUGGGUUCUCUUCCACUGUGUCCCCACCACUGAUCCAUGGUGCAAGCCCCAAUUCUGCCUGCAAUAUCCAUGGAGAUGUGCCUCUUGGAGCACAUCCGUGUCCUCCACCACUGUGUUUGCUGGUCAGGGGGCUGUGCUGCAGCUUCCCUGGGGGAUUUUGGGUGCUCCUGGCAAGAGCACGUCACCAAACUUGGCUCCUGCCUUUCCCACAGCUCUAACACGGCAUAUGGCACCCCAGACCCCCCCAGCACGUGCCCUGGUGGGGUGGACUCAGAGCUGCCCCUUAGCCCAGACAUUAGACAUCUCUUCCACUCUCUGCCUUUGAACGCUUGCAGCAGCUGGAGCAGUGGGCACGUAGGGGCAGGGGAGGGUUUUCUUUUGAUGAGGAUAAGAAGAAAUUUGCUAAUUAAAGGUAAAAAAACUGAAGGAAAUAA
Molecule: messenger RNA, 2568 nt
Organism: Neopsephotus bourkii (Bourke's parrot)
Lineage: Eukaryota; Metazoa; Chordata; Aves; Psittaciformes; Psittacidae
Gene: PTP4A3
Product: protein tyrosine phosphatase 4A3
Exons: 6
Coding region: 829-1350 (173 amino acids)
Biological process (GO): protein dephosphorylation; endothelial cell migration
Cellular component (GO): nucleus
Molecular function (GO): protein tyrosine/serine/threonine phosphatase activity
Source: RefSeq, a predicted model, not a curated record